Messenger RNA from Oppia nitens, 1357 nucleotides. It is a transcript of the gene Dolk, whose product is annotated as dolichol kinase-like. NCBI's taxonomy places the organism in Eukaryota, Metazoa, Arthropoda, Arachnida, Sarcoptiformes, Oppiidae. The annotation marks the transcript as partial. The transcript is spliced from 6 exons. Gene Ontology annotation, biological process: dolichyl monophosphate biosynthetic process. Gene Ontology annotation, cellular component: endoplasmic reticulum membrane. Gene Ontology annotation, molecular function: dolichol kinase activity. The record is from RefSeq and is a predicted model, not a curated record.
AAUAAUAUUGCAAUACUUACAGAGAGUAUUACUUUAAAUGUAUUUAAAUGUAUUUAAAUGUAUUUAAUGUCAAUAACUGAUCAAAUGUUUGUUAUUGUCAUCAAUGAUGACAUCGAUGGCCAACCAUUGUCUACCACUUCUUGCCGUUGCAUUGAUUGCUAAUUAUUUGAUAUAUGAUUUGUUUGACAAAAAUAUUGUCGGAAGUUAUGGAUUGACGGCUAAUCUUAUAGUCAAUUAUGUAGUAUUUAAUGUAAUAUUACAUGAAAUUAAUAAUCUGUUGAUAAGUCUAUCGGUGACAUCACUAAGCUUUGCAUACCUAAGCGCUUAUAUGUUUUCAAUUGACGAUAUCAUAUUAUUAACUUUUUUGGCGUUUAUUUCAAAUUAUUGCUAUUAUAUAACUAUAUAUAAAAUACCAACAUAUCUGAGAUCAAGUUUUUCAACGGGCGAACUGUUGAUUGUAGGCCAGGCAUCGGUUGCAUACCUGUCCACUUCGGGUGCUUGUCUUAUCACAAAAUUAUUAAAGCCAUCAAAAUGUCAUUUAUUUUGUUCACCAAAUACUUCAAAUCUAAUAUUACAAACACUUUUUGUUGGCAUUUCUUUCAUCGUUUUAAUACAAAUGACUAUAACUUAUAAAUUAAGAGAAAAAUAUAAAUGGUUACCAUUGAUGACCAUUGGUUUACUUAUCUAUAUUACAUAUCAAGUUAAUAUCAUAACAAUUUGGAUGGUUAUUACAUGUUUGACACUAUUAUUUGUAACAAUUUAUUCAUUAAAAGUGUCAUCAAAAGCAUCGCCAAUAACUCGAAAAUUUUUUCAUAUAAUAAUAUCAAUAAUUUAUUUAAUUGGUGCCAAAAAUGAUUUAAUAUUUUUGUGUUUUUCAUCGGCCGCUAUACUUGCGAUAUUCAUUAUGACUGAAGUGAUCCGUGUGUCAAAAGUUGAGCCCUUAUGGCGACCAAUAGAGUCGGUGUUAGACAAGUUUAGAGACGACAAAGACCGGGGAGUGUUGACUCUAACGCACAUAUAUUUACUCAUUGGUUCUUCAAUUCCUCUUUGGCUAAACCUUACAAAUGAUGUGACUAUUGCAUCUCUUUCUGGUAUAAUAAGUGUUGGGUUGGGAGACACUGGAGCUGCUGUCGGCGGUUCACUCUUUGGUAGACAUCGAUGGACUCGUCAGUCAUCGAAAACAUAUGAGGGAACUGUUUGUGGUUUUAUUACACAAUUGGUUAGCUCUCUAUUUAUUAUUCAAUAUAUAUCACCAAAUGUUUUAAUAGAUAUCUUAUUAUUUUAUAAAUUAAUAUUUAUAUCUAUUAUAUCAUCUUUGAUAGAAACUAAAGUAACUGAAAUUGAUAAUUUAGUUUUG